CUGGUGAUCUGGUGUUCCAUCAUCUUCUACGUGGCUGACCUGUGUCUGGACUUGUGGGUCUGUGCUGCACACUUCGAUGCUAAGAAGCCCAAGUCUGGCUGGUUCAUCUUCUUCUGUAUCCUCCUUCCCAACCUCUAUGCUGGCUACAAGUCUCUACAAUGGUACCUGAGAGCCCACGAACUGAGCCCUCUGAGGCGGCCCUCUGUGUGGAUCAUCCGUACCCUCUUCUUCCCCAUCAGCCCCAUCCUCAGAUACUUGGAUGCAUGGAAGUACGGUCGUCAGGCUCGGAAACACUGGAAGAACCACAAUCUUAUGCUGGAGAGGAAGAGCUUCGAGAAUUACCUGGUGGAGAAUGCUGAGGUGGCCCUCCUGCGACUGGUCAUCAUCUUCCUCGAAGAUGCACCCAUCGUUGUCCUCAACUUAGCACAGCUCCUCCAGACUCCACCUGACCAGUGGGCCAAAAUAUCUGAGGGCAGGCCAGACCCAGAGAUCGUGCGACUAGGCUCAGUGAUAGCCAAGCUGUCGUGCACCAUGACACUGGGAGUCGUGCACUACAUGUCGUGCAACAAGCUAGCAUGGCACCUGGCCAACACUCAGAACAAGAAGACUCAAGAAUCAGACAACAGCUCCACUAAGGAUGAGUGGGAGAGCAAGGGAAGGUUGUCAUGGGCCGCAGAGUUGAGCAUAUACUGCUGGCAGUUACUGGCCAUAACUUCCAGAGUGAUAGCAUAUGCCCUCUUCUGGGUGGUGCACUUCAACUUGCUGUGGAUACCAAUCCUAGUCCGCUGGACAAUCCACACACUGUGGAUCUACUUUGAUGUUGCCGAGAUGUCACUCAUCAAUUCCAUUGCCUUCGGAGGAGUUUACCUUUUCUCCUUUGUUACAACUUCACCAGGACGUCAGAUCCUGCGCAUCACACUCUAUUAUAUUAUAACCUUCGGGGAGCACAUAAUCAUUGCUAUUUUCUGGUACUAUGGAGCUCCUAGCAACUACUUCCAUAACUAUGGCAUUGGUGUCAUGUUUGGGGGAACUGUAGGAGGGAUGCUGUUCUUAGCAGUAUAUUACGGCUGUUUUCACCCCGACAAGGACAGCAUCUGGCUACGACAGAAGCUGGCAGAUAUGCAACAGCGGCUCAGGGAAGCCAAGGAGAGACAAGAACAUCAUUCAUCCGUCCAUAUUGGGAUGCCUUGAACAAAUUAUUAUAUUCAGGAAAACCAGUUAGCUGGACUUAGUCCUGGAGGUGAGAAUGACAGUGCCUGUACUCUGAAGGAGAGGUGGGAGUGUUGCAGUCUGGAGGGCCAAAUGAUUUCUGAUAUCUGGACAAUUCUGGUAAGACAGUGAUGGAAUGGAUGGUAAAUGUGUUUCCUCUUUUCUGGGUUACCCUACUUCAGUGGGAGAAGGCCAAUGUCUUAAAACCUAUAAAAGCCAUACAGAAUAACAUGACAGAAGGUAAAAGGGAUGGUGAAAAAGGAGAAAGGUAGUGUAAACCACAGUAUGGGUAGAGAUUGAACUUGUGGCUAGUGAGUUGUAAAACUCCAGACAAGUUCAAUCCCCACCCAUACUGUGGUUUGUUCGCAAUUGUGUCAUUACGAUUUCAUGAGUCAAAGGUAGUGCUGUUAAGGCUAGAACGUCUACUGAAAGGACAGGCAUCAAAGUUGGUGAAGCAAGGUGGUGCUAGUUAAAAAAAACAAAGAAAGAGUCUGCAGCAAGGGUGGAACAGCCAGAGAGAUGGGUGGACAAAUUGUGCCUUAGUCAAAUGUACCUCUGCCUCAUUAUUUCACUUAUGGGAACUUGUACAAGUGACUUAGGGCAGAGUUGACAUACUAAUUCUGGUGAUAGUGUGAAUGACGGUAAAACUGUUUCUUUUUCGGGUCACCCUGCCUCGGUGGGAAACGGCCAGCAUAUAAAAAAAAAAUAAAAUAUCACUCCAUAUAUUUUACAUUGUGUAUGAAUUUAUGUAAAUAUUUACAAAUCAACUGUAUGUACUUCCUUAAUGGUAAUCAUUUACACAUUAAUGUUUAAUAUACCGUACAUAAAUCUGUUAGGAUUAUUAUAUGCAAAGGAAAGUGCUAAACCCACAAGAGUUGAUAUGGCCCUUGGGAAAUUGCUACUUUCCAAGGAAGUAGCUCCAUUUCCUUGGAAAAGGAGCCCUUCACCAGCAUCAAAGCACAUACUUCUGAAGGGAAGAUGCUGUAUAGAUAUACUAACUGAAGUCAGUUGUGAUCAAAUUAAUAAUGUGUAACUUUACAUGUGACACAUAUAAUGUUUGUGAAAAAUAUGCAGUCAUGACAAUACAUUACAAUGACCUACAAUGACUUGGUUGUUUAUGUCAGGUAUAUAAUGUUUGUGAAACACAUGCAGUAAUGACAGUACAAUGACCAGCAGUGACUAAGAUGUUUGUAUCAGAUAUAUAAUGUUCAUGAAACACAGGCAGUCAUGACAGUGCAAUGACCUACAGUGACCUGGAUGUUUGUAUCAGGCAUGUAUACUGUAUACAUUUUUUAUAGACCUCUGCAAUGUUCGUAGUUCCUAUUUUUUCAAUGUAGUCAUCUCAGAGUCAGAAGCAAAUAAGCCUCUUGUCUGUACAUUUCAAAUAUUUAUAUUGCAUUUUUAAUCCGUCAACUAUCCAAACGUAGAUCUACGUUUGCACCGCUACUGCUCCGAACCUAGAUCUACGUUUAAUUUUACAUGCUUUCAAACGUAAAAAAAACAUAGAUCUACGUUCAGAGUGCUAGUGGUGCAAACGUAGAUCUAUGUUUGGACAAUUUAAGAGUUAAAGCAAUGUUUCAAUAUGCAGAAUUUUUAGGUUGUCUUUUUAUAGCUGAUCUUGAUUUGUUAUAUUGUGUACGUAUUUUAAAUAGAAUACUGGUCUCCCUCAACAUUCGCGUUUUCAACUUUCACGGGCUUCACACAUUCGCGAAUUCCCAGCCUCCAAAUUCCCAGCCGCCAAAUCAUAUUUAAGUUUCCCACCACCUGCGAGUCCCUACUACCCUCCCUCCGACCCCCGUAACUAGCAGCCAGCCCUCCCAUCA
Molecule: messenger RNA, 3032 nt
Organism: Cherax quadricarinatus
Lineage: Eukaryota; Metazoa; Arthropoda; Malacostraca; Decapoda; Parastacidae
Source: RefSeq, a predicted model, not a curated record